This is a messenger RNA of Danio aesculapii, 7970 nucleotides long. It is a transcript of the gene xirp1, whose product is annotated as xin actin binding repeat containing 1. Gene Ontology annotation, cellular component: stress fiber; focal adhesion. The coding region runs from base 83 to 7735 and encodes 2550 amino acids. Gene Ontology annotation, molecular function: actin filament binding. Gene Ontology annotation, biological process: actin filament organization; actin cytoskeleton organization. The transcript has 8 exons. The record is from RefSeq and is a predicted model, not a curated record. Lineage: Eukaryota; Metazoa; Chordata; Actinopteri; Cypriniformes; Danionidae.
GGACUGUCCCGUGAGAGAUGCUUUGCUUCACACUGCACAGCGGGACAGAAGGACAUGAGGAGCACAAGACCCACAGCUUAAGAUGAGCUUCACCUUGAGAAGAAGUCAGUCACUCAAGAGUCUCUCUUCGGGGCACAGUUCAUGGAUUUGGGAAAGAAAAACGCCUGUUUCUCAGCUUGUCCAAAGGUAUGAAAGCUGUGUGGAUCUCACCGAUGCUGGCAGAGAAGACUCCUGGUCCAAGCCAUCAGGCCUGAGAAGAUCAAACCAUGAGGAGAGUAAAGUGGAAAACCUCUGGAGGAGAUACGAGUCCCUCAGCGGGCCCAAUGCCGUUUUAUCCAGGAGCAUCUCGAUGGACAUGCUGCCGCCGCCAGACCUGAUGAGUACAAACACACCAGCGGGCAUGUUUGAGUCAAAGAGCAGCCCUCGUCCCCAGCUCACAGCGCAGGACAAAAACAGCUCCACGUGGAGGCAGAAGAGCUAUUCUGGUGCCACUCCGGUCACCAGCGCCAGUAAGCACAAGGCUCAUCAGGAAAAAUCCUCAGAGCCGAUGAGGAGGAGGACGGUCAGUGGGGUUUCUGGAUACAUCAGCAGAUGCAGAUCCUCCACUGAACUCAAUGAUGAGAAGAGACAUUUUAAGAAAGACUGGAGAGAACCUGCAUCCUAUCCGGAAUACAAACAGAAGUACACAUCUUCUCCCAUCACCAGUGUGAAAGACAGAUCUGCCCUUUACCUCUCAAAGGUCGCAGCUGCAGACUCUUCAGUAUCCAUCGAGCAGCAAGGCAGUGUGGUCCACGAGCGCUUCAACUCAAGCGGAAAGACGAAAAAACAAAGCAAGAUGGCAGAAGUAGCCAAACAGACAAAAGCUACAGAAGCAGCCAGUGGAGAUGAUGAUUUCCCUCCACCUCCACCUCCUCUUCCAAGACCUCAGGUUCUGGAGUCACUUCAAAAAGAUCUAAGCCAGAACUUCCUCCCUGUACCACCUCCAAAAGAAACCUUCUCAGAGAUCUACCAACACCGACAAAAAAGUGAACUGAAGCGCCUUUUUAAACACAUCCACCCUGAACUCAAGAUGACUGUUGAUGACGUUGUCGAUGAUGAACUAAUAGAUGUAAUAAAUCCCCAAGCAGCAGACGCAGCAUAUCAGGGAGAAGUCCAAUCCAUGCGCUGGAUCUUUGAGAACUGGACUCUUGACAAUAUUGGAGACCCACAUGAAACUAAAAAACUACUCUGUAAGGAAAACCCUCAAGGUGGGGACGUGAAGGGCAAAUCAUCUUUGUUUGAGCAUUCAACAUUUGACUGUCAGCACGGAGCAGGUGCCGAGAGAGGAGGUGUAGUCAGAGGAGAUGUUCGCACAGCUACCUGGUUGUUUGAGACACAGCCUCUAGAUUCAAUCAGCAAGUCAAAGACAGAGGAUGAGGAAAUAGUGGAGGUCGUCUUGAAGGAACCUGUUCAGAAGGGAGAUGUGAGUGGCGCACGUCGACUGUUUGAAACCAAACCACUAGAUGCUUUAGGUCGCUGCUGCUCUGUUGAAGACCAACAUUUCCUAACACUCAAAUCAGAACUCCAGGAGAACAAAGGAGAUGUGAAGAAAACAGUCAAACUUUUUCAAGCAGAUCCCUGUUGUGCGCUUAGGGAUAGCAACGGUAAAAUCCAUGAAAUCAAAUCAAUCUGUAGAGAAGAAAUCCAGAGCAGUGACUUUAAAACUGCACGUUGGCUUUUUGAAACUCAACCCUUAGAUCACAUUCAUGAAGGAGCUCAUGUUCAGAUAAUUCGCGGGAUAUCUCUUGAAGAAGCCCAGAAAGGUGGUGUUGAUAAGAAAAAGUGGAUGUUUGAGACCCAGCCGCUUGAUGCGAUUCAUGAAGGUGUUGUGGAAGAGCAAAAGUUUCAAGGAACAGCAGUGGAGGAUUUGUCUGGAGCAGCAGAUGUUCAUAACAAACUACAGCUGUUUGAAAACAAGCCCCUGUCAUCCCUUAAAGGAGAUUCUGAGUGUGACGUUGCAGAGAAGGAGGCAAUUGUUGGAGGAAAUGUUGGAUCCACCCUAUGGCUUUUUGAGACUCAGCCCAUGGACACUCUGAAAGAUAGCUACGAGGUGGGACGUCUCCAGGAAGUUAUUGUAUCAAGUGAUGAAAAAGGAGAAGUUCAAGACAAAAAGCUGCAGUUUGAGAAGUCCAGUGCUGGUAAAACAGCAGGUGACAGUGGAAACAAAGUUCAAAAUUAUGAGAAAGGAGAUGUGAAAACUUUCAAAAGCCUUUUUGAGACGUUACCUCUUAAUGUUUCUGAGAAAGCACAAAGUCAAAGUGAUGAUAUUACAUCUGGAGAUGUCAAAGGCCACUGCUCACUGUUCGAAACAACACCACUGUACGCAAUUAAAGACUGUGCUGGAAAUUUCCACGAGGUCACCACUGUGAGGAGAGAAGAAUGCAUUAAAGGCAAUGUACAGAAUUACAAAUGGAUGUUUGAGACGAGACCCUUAGACCAAUUUGAAGAAGGUAGCGGAAAAGUAGAGCUCAUCAAGGGCAUUACAAGGCAAGAAGACAUGACAGAUGACAUGAGGACAGCCAAAUGGAUGUUUGAAACACAGCCUUUGGAUUGCAAAAGUUUAAAUAGUAAGUCAGAUGCAGACUCGACACAGAAAGAAUUUAAAAAGAGUAAUGUGAAAACAUGCAAAUGGCUGUUUGAGACACAACCAAUGGACAUGUUGUAUGAAAAAUCAGAAGGGAAGCAGGAUAUAGAACCAGUACCGAAAGCUGAUGUGAAGUCACACACUUGGCUUUUUGAAACACAACCACUGGAUAACAUUAAUGACAAUGAAAACCUCGCUUUGAAAUUGUGCAGCAGUUUGCAGAAAGACGUAAAGAGUGAUGUGAACGUGAAAACAGUGAAACACCUAUUUGAAACUGAGCCUUUAGACAGAAUCACAGAUCAAGCCGAUUCUGACCAAAACGUAAGGUGUGUCAGCCAGGUGGAUAUGCAGUCUGGAGAUGUUUCACGUGUCAAGGAAAUCUUUGAGUCUAAAUCACUAGGAACUGAGUUUUCCAAAUGGUCUGAGGAGCAGAAAAAUGAAAUUCAGUCAGGAUCUGUCCACAAAUUCACUUGGUUGUUUGAGAAUCAGCCUAUCGGUGACAUUAAUGAGAAGGAGGAGAGAAUAGUGUCAUGCGAUGUUGAGGGUGGGGAUGUUGGAGGCAAGAAGUUUAUUUUUGAAACCCUCUCUCUGGAUAAGAUUAAAGACAAAGAUGAACUACUUGAGCAUCAGUCAAUGAGUAUAGAGAAGCCUCUGAGCAGUAGUGUUAAUGUGAAAUCCAACACCAUGCUUUUUGAAUCCCAGCCAUUGUAUGCCAUAAGAGACAAGGACGGGCAGUUUCAUGAAGUUACCACCGUAAAGAAGGAGGAAGUCAUGAGAGGAGAUGUCAGGGGUGCAAGAUGGAUGUUUGAAACCAAGCCACUGGAUACUAUUCAAGCAGACAAGGAAAUCUUUGUCAUCCGUGCAGUUACACAGGAGGAUGUACACAAGGGAGAUGUGAAAUCUGCACGCUGGAAGUUUGAGACUCAGCCCCUUGACUCCUUUACACCUCACGAAGGGCCCUCUGUGCGUGUUGUUGAUGAUAUAGGCAAUGAAAAAAGUGUGCAACAAAGCAGGCAGCUUUUUGAGACAGAGCAAAUAUCUCAAAAGAAGUUUGUGCGAAUGGUGAGCGUUACAGAUGUUCAACAAGGUGAUGUACGUACCUCAACCUGGCUCUUUGAGAAUCAACCUAUUGAUACUCUAAAAGGUGAACCAGAUGAGCAGAACAACUUGACAGCUGUAUCUAGAGAAGAUAACACUAAGGGAGAUGUGAAACGCUGCACUUGGUUAUUUGAAUCACAGUCCUUAGAUAAAAUAAAGGAGAAUAACCCUACUGAAGAGUUGGUUUCAUCAAAGGAAGAAAUACCCAAAGCUGAUGUCAAAAGUACAACCUGGUUAUUUGAGACCACACCACUGGACAAAAUCACUGUUGAGAGUGUGACAGACAUACUUUACAGGCUUUGUCAUAAUUCCUUCAUCCAUUCCAGUGGAAUCAUCAUCCAAGCAAAUGAUUACAAGUAUGUAAAUAUGGCAAAAUAUCAGAUUGUGAAGGAUGAGGGGCCCAGCGUUCAAAAGGAAGAAGUUGUUGAAGGAAACAUCAGGAAUCUAAUGCUACAGUUACUGUUCAAACCCAAUAUUAAACCUAAGGUUGUCCUCCUUAAAGAAGACGAACAAGGCAAGAUGCACAGUACAGUACUUGAAAUCCCAUUUCAACAGCCAGGAUCUGCAACCAACCCUGAGGCAGAGCGCAGGACCCAAGAAGCAGUUAAAAUUAUUGAGAACUUGCUGGUUCAGCAAAAAGAAAUCAAAACAGGUUUGGUGAUGCAAGAAUCUGAAGGUGGGCAGCCAGAGAUGACAGUAUAUUCCCUUCACUGUGAAAGCAGCUUAACUGAGUCGCAAACCAUCACACGAGGAGACAUCAAGUCCACCAUUGGCAACCUCCUUGCAACAGUCCACAGCCAGCAAACUAAGCAGUCUUGCAGAAUGGAAGAAAUCGAGAGGGGGAAUGUUAAUUUGUAUAAAAGCUGCAUCGAAAAAGGCGACCUUAAGAGUUUACAACGAGAACUUUCUGAAGAAGAACUGGCCACCUCUUGUAGAGACCAAAUUGAAAUUGUUCAAGGUGAUGUAAAAGAAGCGAUGCGACACUUAAGUCAACAAAGGGAACAAGUUGAACGAACAAUCUUGGAUGUUGUACCAGGAGAUGUGAAAAAUGUCAAAAAGGUUUUCUCUGAUGUCUGCACAGACCUGAGCAUUGGGAACUAUGUGCCAAGAGAGGAGAUAGUCAGAGGUGACAUUUUGUCAGCCAAACAUCAGCUUGGUGAGGCAGUUAAACAGCAAGUCAUGGUGCAGAAGGAGGAAAUUGUUUCUGGGGACAUUAAGGCAACACUUGAAUCCUUGGAGCGAGCUAAACAACAAAGCAUGCAGGUGGAGCGUGAAGUCAUAAAACCAGGCACCAUUUAUGAUCUGAAUGUAGAAGCAGAAGAAAUAUGCUCAGAAGAAAAUGAAAGCAAAUUAGUUAAGGAGGAAAUCAUUCCAGGGGAUAUUAAGGCUGCCAAAAGAUCCCUUGAGAGGGCAAAGAAUCAAAGCAUGAAAGUAGAACGAGAACCAAUCACACCUGGAAAGCUAUAUAAUCUGAAUGAAACAUCUCAGUGCCAAAGCAGCACAGAGGUGGAGCACUCUACAACAUCCACCUUCAGUAACCAGCGGAUUACUACAACAUUUCGAAAGGUUAGUGACAUGGAAAAGGAUCAGGAAUCUAUAAAAAUAGUGUGUUGUCUGAAUGAAGAGGGAGGGGGAGGAAAAAUUAUAGAUAUUAACACAGAAGAGGCCUCAAGAAUGGUAGAUAACAGGUCUGAUAAUUCAGAGUCAGUGCCAGAUGUUGUUAAAGGCGAUGUAAAGGCUACUAUUCAAUCUUUAAGAAGUGCAGCAACAGAGCAGAGAAGUGUAGACAGAGAAGAGAUUGUUAGGGGUAAUAUGCAAGAGACACUCCAGUCUCUCGAAAAGUCUAGCAUUAAUAUUUCUAGAGGGGAUUACAAAGCAGCAAUGUUAUAUAGGCAAUCUGGACAGCCUUACAUGCAAAGCAAAUUUACUAAUGACUCAGGGACUAAAGAAUGCAAGCAUAGUUUUGAUAAUUUUCCUUCAUCUCACACCCAAUUGUCUUCUUCGGUUUCAGUGACCAGAAGUGAGCAUCCAACCAGCGUGGCACUGAAUUCAGAAUCUGUUAGCUUCGACGCAGAUAAUUCAAAGAUCUCUAGUGCUUUUACGGGAAAAGAUGAAUACCCACCACCCAUCCCUCCAAAAACUGGUCAUCAGGUUAAAGAUCAGAAACCAGUAAUUCCACCGAAGCCACUGCACAUUACCACUAGCUCCCCACCACUAUUUGCAGAAACAUCAAAUAUGUGUCUAAACUCAACUGUGAGCAUUAAGGAUACACAACAGACUCCAGCAAUACCAUUGAAAAUGACUCCUAGCAAUAAAAUGUUUACACAUAAAAAAGAAAUAGCAAAAACUUCAAACAAAAUUAAAGACAAGGAAUGCAAAAUUCAUGAACAAGUUCAAAGAACAAACUUCACUGAUCCUACAGAUUUUCAGAAGAUGCAGUACACUGAGCAAUGGGUCCAGAAUUCCCACAUGCAAAUUGCAGACACUCCAUCAGUCAACAAAACACAGUCUUUUGAAAAUGGUUCCUUUCCUGGCGAUACAAUUGGAAUGGAGAAAAAUGUGAUUCAGAGAAUAAAUGCUGCAGACGAGAUCAGGAUGUGUUAUUCAAAGGAUAAUGAUGAACUAAACAAGGGGUUUAAGGCUGUACUUCAGAAUUUUGGAGAAAAGAAGACAACUACUGACACAAUAUCACCUUUUCCGAAGAAAAUUAAAGUUGUGCAAAAAGAAAACAUCCAGGAGCAGGCUAAAACCUCCAAUAAAGAUGAGAUAUGCUUCACCAGCAGAGACACCUCUUCAACACCUGACAAACAUGAAGUUCCUUCAAAGCACAAUGAUUCUGAAAACAAGGUAGUUUUGAGAGAAAAGAAAGCAAAGAGGGAGACAGAAGAUGAGCGCCGACAGAGACUUUCCAUCCACAGAGAUGAGAUCAUGAGGGGCAACGUAAAAGCAGCUAUGGAGAUCUUCGAAAACCUUAUGAGACGAGAAGAACUGAAAGUCAUUUUGUCAAAGGUUCAAGAAAUAGAGGGGGAGACUUAUGAGGUGGAUGUCAGAUCUCUCAAGACUUUAUUUGAAAAUGUGCCUGCUUGGAUUACCAUUCCAAAAGAAAAUACCAAACGCAGACAUCGUCCGAGAGCUGCCAAAGAGACAGAGAGCUUAAGAGAUGAUCUAGAGAGCAUAUCCUCAGUUGAGGCUGCAUUUGAGGACCUAGAAAAAGCAAGUAUGGACAUUGUCAAUUUGAAGGAACAGACAUUAGCUAAACUCUUAGACAUUGAGGAGGCUAUCAAAAAGGCUCUGUACUCUGUCUCAAAUUUAAAAUCUGAAGCAGACAUCGCAGGGUUGUCAGGCCUGUUUAGUGAAUCACUAAAUCCUGACAAUGUCUCUCCGAGUACUAAAAACAUUAGAAAAAUUAGCAUUGUGUCCAGCAAAACAAAGCCUGCGCAAUCCAAUCAGAUGCAGAGUACUGAUAACAGGGCUCUGCCCAAAGUACCACAUGUACCUCAAGUUCAAAUGAGCAAGCAGUCCUCAAAUGUCCCCUCUUCACCUUCAUUUAUUUCCAUUCAUUCUGCCGCAAGAAAGCCAGCAGAGUCACCCACUGAUAAACCCAAAACAAAUGACCAACUUAAUGCAGGAAGCAGCUCUUCUCAGAAAAGCUCAGCCAGCCUUGUUUGCAGUCCUCCAAGUCCAAAAAGGAAAGUCAGUGUUCUUGAAGUACAGCGAGUUCCUGAGGUCCCAAGUGGAAUCUUUGGCACUAAAACUGUGAGUGAGAAAUAUGAGGAGAUUGACUGCUUUGGGAAUACUUACUACUCCUCCAAAAGAUCUACAUUUGUAACCAGGCAGUCCGAGACUGAAUUGUCUCCCUCAUAUGAUGUAGUCACCAGCCCUGGGAGGUAUGAAAGAAUGACUUCACCUGUUUUUCAAAGAUCUGGCGAGAGCUUCUCCUCAAAUUCUCUGAGUAAAGGAAAAGGCAGAACAGUGUUUGUUACUUUCGGUCAUCCCAACACUGAAAAGCAUUAACCUGGUAGCAUUGUUUUUGUAACUUUUUAGGAUGAUGUCUUGUUCAUUUCCAUAUCUUUAUUUAAAUAAAUAUUUUAAUUACUGAUCUUAAUUUUAAUGUGUGUACAAUUAAAACUAUAUCACGAUACCUUCAUUGGGAGCAUGUUUUUUUUUUACUGUUGCAUUUGUGUUAAUGUUAAAUAUUUAUGUUUGUUUCAAAAACUGUAUAUUAUCUAAAAUAAAAAAAACUUACUAA